This is a messenger RNA of Saccostrea cuccullata (small rock oyster), 348 nucleotides long. RefSeq names its product fibrinogen-like protein 1. Bases 1 to 348 code for a protein of 115 amino acids. The transcript has 3 exons. The record is from RefSeq and is a predicted model, not a curated record. Lineage: Eukaryota; Metazoa; Mollusca; Bivalvia; Ostreida; Ostreidae.
AUGAAAUGCGCCAAUGCUGUCGGGGAGUAUCAGCUGGGUGAUUGGCUCUCCCUGUCUGUCUUCUACACUGUCUUGGCAUACUUUCAUCCACUUGUAGCGGCAAUUCAGAAAAGAGUAGACAGAUCCGUGAUCUUUGACAGGAACUGGUCGGAUUAUAAGAAUGGUUUUGGUUCACCGGAACAGAAGGUUUGGAUUGGAGACAGCAUGCGAAGCGUUCAUGGCCUUAUGUCAUUCUCCGCCCCAGACAGAGAUAAUGACAGACUUGGUGGUAACUGUGCUGCCCAGAGUAACAUUACAGGAGAGUGGUGGUUUCACCAUUGUCACGUCGCCUUCCUUAAUGGUCACUGA